CAGAGAAUUAGCAACCAUCUCCCGCAUCUUCCUUGUCGGAGUCCAAUACUGCACAAUGAGGGCAUCUGGGGUCGCCAGAUGGCUCAAUUGCCGUCUGCUGUCAGGCGCCCAGCAGAUCAGCUGUGGCAGCCGCCAACUUAAUGUCUCUAUUACUGUUCCCGCCUUGGAAUCCCGCCGAGCCUUCAGCCAGACGAUGCUGCGUCCCACCAGCGCCGCCCAGGAAGCUCUGAAGAAGGCCCAGGAAGAUGCUGCCGGCUUGACUAUCGAGUCUGUCGCCGCCAACAUGAACCCCGAGGAGGCCAAGCGACUGUCCCGAGUCCGCAACAUCGGUAUUGCUGCACACAUCGACAGUGGCAAGACGACUGUCACUGAGCGAGUUCUGUUCUACACCGGCCGAAUCAAUGCGAUCCACGAGGUUCGAGGCAAGGAUGCGGUCGGAGCCAAGAUGGAUUCUAUGGACCUCGAAAGGGAAAAGGGUAUCACCAUUCAGUCCGCAGCCACUUUCUGCGACUGGAAGAAGGUGGAAGACGGCAAAGAGGAAACCUACCAUUUCAACUUGAUUGAUACGCCCGGUCACAUUGACUUCACCAUUGAGGUCGAGCGAGCUCUGCGAGUUCUCGAUGGUGCCGUUAUGAUUUUGUGCGCCGUUAGCGGUGUGCAGUCUCAGACCAUCACCGUGGACCGACAGAUGAAGCGAUACAAUGUCCCCCGCCUCUCCUUUAUCAACAAGAUGGACCGAAUGGGUGCCAACCCCUGGAAGGCCGUCGAGCAGAUCAACUCCAAGCUCAAGUUCCCCGCCGCCGCUAUCCAGAUCCCCAUUGGUGCCGAGGACGAGUUCCAGGGUGUCGUUGAUCUGAUUAACAUGCAGUCUAUGUACUUUGAAGGUCCUCGCGGUACCAAGGUUCGCGUUUCCGAUCAGAUUCCCGGCCCCCUCCAGGAAUUCGCCAAGGAAAAGCGACAGGAACUCAUUGAGAAGCUCGCCGAUGUCGAUGAUGAGAUGGCCGAGCUCUUCCUUGAGGAACAGGAGCCCACCAACCAGCAGAUCAAGGAUGCCAUUCGCCGCUCUACCGUCGCUCGAAAGUUCACCGCCGUCAUGAUGGGCUCUGCCCUCGCCGACAAGGGUGUGCAGCCGAUGCUCGACGCUGUUUGCGACUAUCUCCCGAACCCCUCUCAGAUUGAAAACAUGGCCCUCGACAAGUCUCAGAACGAGAAGUCUGUCCAACUGGUUCCCUACAACUCCCUGCCCUUCGUCGGACUUGCCUUCAAACUUGAGGAGAACAACUACGGACAGCUCACCUACAUCCGCGUUUACCAGGGCAAGCUGUCCAAGGGAACCUACCUGUUCAACUCCCGAACCGACAAGAAGGUCCGAAUCCCCCGUAUUGUUCGCAUGCACUCCAAUGAGAUGGAGGAUGUCGCCGAGGUUGGUGCUGGCGAGAUCUGCGCCGUCUUUGGUGUCGACUGUGCUUCCGGUGAUACCUUCACUGACGGUGGUCUCCCUUACACCAUGUCUUCCAUGUUCGUUCCCGAUGCCGUCAUGUCACUUUCAAUCAAGCCCAAGCGAAGCGGCGACGCCGACAACUUCAGUAAGGCCAUGAACCGAUUCCAGCGCGAGGAUCCCACCUUCCGCGUUCACGUUGACGCUGAGAGUGAAGAGACCAUCAUAUCUGGCAUGGGUGAAUUGCAUCUCGAGGUCUACGUCGAGCGUUUGAGGCGAGAGUACAAGACGGACUGCUCCACUGGUCAGCCCCGUGUUGCCUACCGUGAGACCAUCUCCCGACGCGCCGAGUACGACUACCUCUUCAAGCGACAGAGUGGUGGUCCUGGUGAUUUCGCCCGCGUUGCUGGUUGGAUCGAGCCCAACGACAAGCCCGACGAGAACCACUACGAGAGCCAGGUUGUUGGUGGCCAUAUCCCUGACAAGUUCCUCACUGCCUGCGCCAAGGGUUUCGAGGCCGUUACCGACAAGGGUCCUCUUCUGGGACACCGAGUUAUUGGAGCCAAGAUGAUUGUCAACGACGGUGCCACUCACGUCACUGAUUCUUCCGAUUACUCUUUCAACCUGGCCACUCAGAUGGCGUUCCGCAAGGCGUUCCCCGAAGCUGGUGGCCAGGUCCUGGAGCCCCUCAUGAAGACAACCAUCACGGCUCCCAACGAGUUCCAGGGCAAUAUCCUGAUGCUCAUGAACAAGCGAAACGCGACCAUCCACGACACUGAUGUCGGAAGCGAGGAUUUUUCUCUCAUCUGUGACUGCAGUUUGAACGCCAUGUUUGGCUUCAGCUCGCAGCUUCGUGCCGCUACUCAGGGCAAGGGCGAGUUCAGCAUGGAAUUCAGCCACUACGCCCCGGCCCCUCCUCAUCUGCAAAAGGAGUUGGUUGCCAAGUACCAGGCUGAGCUUGAGGCUAAGCGAACUAAGUAAGGUGUUGAAGGCGUAGAAGGGAAAAUGGCCCCUGGCACAGAGUGAUGCGAAGGCGAGAAGAGACACUCUUCAGACGGCGUCAUGUUGUAAAAUACGCACGAGAUGAUGAACGACUUUGUACCAUAUUGCCAUCUAGUCACUAGACGGUGGCAUCAAGAUGUUUGACGACACAAUAGACGGGGUCAGAAUGGAGAAAAACCAGGAAGCCCGGUAAUGAUGGCACAAGGAAAAGAGAUGGAUAAAAG
Ilyonectria robusta is the source of this 2664-nucleotide messenger RNA. RefSeq names its product P-loop containing nucleoside triphosphate hydrolase protein. Gene Ontology annotation, molecular function: GTPase activity; GTP binding; translation elongation factor activity. Gene Ontology annotation, biological process: mitochondrial translational elongation. Gene Ontology annotation, cellular component: mitochondrion. The transcript has 4 exons. The record is from RefSeq and is a predicted model, not a curated record. Bases 56 to 2419 code for a protein of 787 amino acids. Lineage: Eukaryota; Fungi; Ascomycota; Sordariomycetes; Hypocreales; Nectriaceae.